Molecule: messenger RNA, 533 nt
Organism: Haliotis rufescens (red abalone)
Lineage: Eukaryota; Metazoa; Mollusca; Gastropoda; Lepetellida; Haliotidae
Exons: 1
Coding region: 1-528 (175 amino acids)
Biological process (GO): negative regulation of translation; protein polyubiquitination; proteasome-mediated ubiquitin-dependent protein catabolic process
Molecular function (GO): ubiquitin protein ligase activity; translation repressor activity
Source: RefSeq, a predicted model, not a curated record
AUGUUACCCCAGAUCCUGUAUUACUGUCAACUAUCAAAACAAGAAAGCUACGCUCUAGCCUGUCUGAGUCCUUCACAGCUGGCGGCAGGUACAUGGGGACAGUCUCACUGUGUGGACAUACUGGACCUGACAGGGAGGAGACUGAGGUCUAUCAACACGGGGGUGAUAGGGAAUCCAGGCCACAUCCACGUCACCAGAAACAACAACUUGAUAGUCAGUGAAGAAGCAGUAAAAUCCCUUGUACAUGUGACCAGUGAAGGAGACGCUGUUUUCACCUACAAGCCCCGAGAAGUCAGAGCUCUGACAAAUCCUCGGGGUAUCACAACAACCAGCACAGGAGAUAUCCUGCUUGCAGACUAUGACGCCGAAAAGGUGAUUCAGCUGACAGAGUCGGGACAGUUUGUCAGAGUUGUCCUCACACAACAGGAUGGUCUGGAAUAUCCUGGUGGUGUCUGUCUUGAUGCUGACGGCCUGCUGUAUGUUACUUCCAGAAGAUAUGUAGAAGUGUUCAAAUUCUGCAGACGCUGAAUAUG